Nicotiana tabacum (common tobacco) is the source of this 1964-nucleotide messenger RNA. The record is from RefSeq and is a predicted model, not a curated record. NCBI's taxonomy places the organism in Eukaryota, Viridiplantae, Streptophyta, Magnoliopsida, Solanales, Solanaceae.
CACCAUCCAUUUAGAAAAACAAUACAAUAAUAUUUAUAUUAUACAUAAACACUAAAUGGGAAAGUUAGUCAUAUAUAGAUCUUUGACACAUUUGCACUUUCAUCAUAUGAAAGUUAGUCAUAUAUAGUAACAAUAUUUAUAUAAUAUUGUAACUUUACAUAGUUCCUGAGUUAAUUUUUUUCUCUUUUUUUGGGUAACCGAGAAAUUCCAUGUGAGUUGCUCUCACUCUAAUUACCAGGCUUUAUUACAAUGCUUUAAUGAAACUCGGGGAGCAUGGCCCUGAGCCUCUCAGCAAAUGAAAAUUAGUUGGUUAUAUAUGGCUAAAAUUUAAUGAUAUAACAACUUCAGACUAACUAAAGAGAGAUUUCUUCAAGGUACCUUAAACUAUUGCCAAUGUAAACACAAUUAGAGCAACUACCAUAGCACAUUAAAGCUGAUGCUGUUUGACAGUGAAACCACAGAGGUUGUCAUGAAAGAAAAUGUUUCAUUCACAAAAAGAACUUUUCUUUGGGGUAUUUUCUAGCAGUUAACUGACUUUACAACCAGCCUUUCCCAAAGCCAAAGCAAUUGCCUUGCCGAUUCCUCUAUAAGCUUCCGUUACAAUAACGACAGGACCUUCAACUUUUGCAGCAGCGUCAACUCCAGCUUGUUCAGUGGUCUCCACCUGACCUCUCACACCUGAUCAUAUCAUAGUCCCUUUAUCCAUCUAUACAACUAAUUAUAAACAGAGGAACAUAUACAGAAACACGUAAAUGACUAAUUAAUCUCCUGUGCCUCUUCUUUCGGUAUACCCAGAGCCAAGAAUGAGUUCUUGAUGAUAGGAAUUAACGCUAUAAUGAGUGCUAGUUGGUGACUGUUAGGAAGAAACAAGUAUUAGAAGAGUUUUGCAAAAUUUUAAAGAAAAUGUAAGCAAUAAAACCUACGCCAAUUUCAGAAGUUCUGAUACACAUAUUGGCUAUUAGUUUUUGACAUUUAGCUGCCUAUGUUUUGGCGGGAAAAGUAGUUAGUGCUUGUGUCACACAAUUAGCGUGUUUGCAUUUCCUUUUCCUUUUCCUUUUAUUUCAGCAUUUUAGCUUCAUUACAAAUAUUAUAUAUAGGAGAUACAUAAAAAAUGUAAACACAGAUUGAUAUGAAUUGAGUUUCCCUAUUCUCUUCGUCUUCUUCUCUCUAAGUUAUGCUUCUCUUCUUCUCUCUUCUUCUGUUUUUUCUCCAUUUCUAUUAUUUUUCCCACUGUUUCAUUGGAGUGGUAUCAAUUGGUAUCAAAACCAAGUAGACGAUGGACCCACGACGAGCUGUUGAUGUUUGUGACUGUUAAUCAAUCCAUGGAUUUGCAGGAGCAGUAUGAGGAUCUAGCAGCUCAACAGCUAGAUCUUCGAGCAGAAUUGGCACCAAAAAAGCAGGAAUUACGAGAUGAUUUGGACAAACGUCAUGGUGAACUUCUGCAGAUGGUGAGUGCUCUUACACAUUCCUUUGAUGGACUGCAAUUGAAUCAACAAUCAAAGGAUAAUGCAUCUACAUUAGCUGCUAAGGAAAAAAUGCUCCAAUCAGGUUUGAUCAACAAAGUGACAAGAUGUCAAAGAUCAGCUCAAAAAGGAGUGAAACUUGCACAAGUACCAAGACAAGACAAAGCCCAGGCAAAACAGGCCCAAUGCGGCCGCACACCAUUCUGUGCGGUCCGCACAAGUGAUGUUCAGAGAGGUUGAUUUCCAGGCCAACAGGCAAUGCGGCCGCAUGAGAUUUAAUAUAGUUCGCAUUGGAGUCACUACGGCUGCACUCGAUUUAGUGCGGUCCGCAAAACCAAGGAUCAGAGAAGUGCUAGUUUGGAGAUUAAAGACAAUGCGGUCCGCGCCCCAUUUCAUGCGGAACGCACUAGAACCACCGCAGCCGCACUCGAUUCUGUGCGGUCCGCAUUGCCCGAGUUCAGAGAGUUGGAUUUUCAAGUUCAGAGCCCUAGUGCGGCCGCA